Macrobrachium nipponense is the source of this 4395-nucleotide messenger RNA. Its product is annotated as sodium/nucleoside cotransporter 2-like. The coding region runs from base 96 to 1727 and encodes 543 amino acids. NCBI's taxonomy places the organism in Eukaryota, Metazoa, Arthropoda, Malacostraca, Decapoda, Palaemonidae. Gene Ontology annotation, molecular function: nucleoside:sodium symporter activity. The transcript has 12 exons. The record is from RefSeq and is a predicted model, not a curated record. Gene Ontology annotation, cellular component: plasma membrane. Gene Ontology annotation, biological process: nucleoside transmembrane transport.
AGAAGAACCAGAGCAAGACUACAGUCUCUUAACCCUUCUUCCAUUUUUGUUAACUGGUUUACAGGCAAUCAAAAGCAAGAUUGCAAUAAAGGAAAAUGAUUGGCUAUUUGCGCGAAAAAAUUGCGAUUUCAACCAUAUUUGGUGCUGCCUACGUAGCUUACUUCAUCGCUGUUCUUGUCAUUCAAACAGACUUGGAGAAAGGUGAUUACUGGUGCGAUGCUGAUGGCUUGCUCAUCAUUUUGACGGCCAUUGCCGCCAUCAAUAUUCUGUAUUUUCAGAUAAUCAAACCUUACUUCGGGAAAAGGAUAUAUCGACUGGUAAUAAAACCAGUGGCCAAGAUUGUCAAUCAGGCCUUCAGCCAUACGACUGUGGUAGUCGUAUUUACUCUGGCAGUUUUCGGAGGGCUGUUGGCGUUCCUGAUAAUCGACGCCUGGGACGAGAUGAGGCGUCUUCAGUCCCUCGUCGGCAUCGUCGUUCUGAUCCUGGUGGGAUUCGUCUUCUCGGCUGCGCCAGGAAAGAUCAGAUGGCGCCACAUCUUCUGGGGACUAGGCAUUCAGUUUAUACUAGGCCUACUCAUCCUGAAGUGGCCUGUAGGAGAAGCGAUCUUCAAGUGCUUGUCUGGAAAGGUCACGACCUUCUUAGGGUUCACAGAUGUAGGCUCAUCCUUCGUGUUCGGCGAUUACCUUGUGUACACACUGGGAGUAUUUGCUUUUAAGGUGCUGCCAGUGACGCUGUUCUUCAGCUUUUGCAUCCAGAUCCUCUAUUACUUUGGCGUCAUGCAGUGGUUUGUGCUCAAGCUGGGAUGGUGUCUCCAAGUAACAAUAGGAACUACUGCUUGCGAAAGUGUUAAUGCUGCUGCUAAUAUCUUCCUGGGUCAGACGGAGGCACCACUUCUCAUCAAGCCCUAUCUGUGGAAGAUGACGAAGUCUGAAAUCCACGCUGUCAUGACCGGAGGAUUUGCUACCAUCGCUGGCUCUGUGAUGGCAGCUUACAUCAGUUUUGGCAUUGAUGCUGCCAGCUUACUCUCGGCUUCAGUCAUGAACGCCCCAGCUGCUCUGGCACUCUCCAAGCUCUUUUAUCCGGAAAUAGAAAAAUCCAGGACGACCACCAAGGACAUCAAAAUUGGCAGAGGGGACGAGGCUAACUGGCUUCACGCAGCCAUGGUGGGAGUCUCCAACGCCUUGCCAAUGAUCGCAAACAUUGCGGCCAACCUCAUCUGCUUCUACGCUUUCGUCGACCUUUGCAGUCACGUGACCAACUGGAUGUGCGUUCUCGCAGGUACCGACGAGGGAGUUUGCACCAUUGAGAAUAUCUUCGGGUACAUUUACAUGCCCGUGGCAUGGGUCCUUGGCGUGGACUGGUCUGAGUGCCAUAAGGUCGGAGAGCUGAUCGGCAUGAAGACGAUUAUUAACGAAUUCAAAGCUUACGAUGAACUGGCAAAGUUGGUCAAAGCAGGGUCGAUAUCCAAACGGGCUGAGCUGAUUUCCACGUACGCCCUCUGUGGCUUCGCAAACAUCAGUUCGGUGGGCAUCGUCCUGGGCGGACUGGGGUCACUGGCGCCCGAGAGGAAACACGACAUGGCCCUCAUCGUCGUGCGCGCGAUGGUUGCCGGGAGCUGCGCCAGCUUCCUCACCUCGUGUAUCGCAGGAACAAUGUUGUCAGACGACUCGAUCUCAAGAAAUGCAACAACCAUCUCAUCGUACGUUACGGAAGCACUAGACUUCUGACCUACCCGACGUUGUGUUUAAGGCGAGGCAAAGAAAAAAAAAAAGUGUGUCAUUUUCUAAACUAGUGGUCCUCAAUUACCUUGGAUGAAGGACCACGUGGCUUUCAGAAUCAAAUGCCACGGCCUGUCAGCUGAAUUGGAGGUCUAGGCCAAGUCUAGGCCUUGGAACGCGGUAACUCUAGUUACAAGGCUUGUGGUCUUGGAGAUCGCACCCGAGGCCAGUUCCAUGUCGCUAAAUCUAGGAUAAUUUUAUGCAAUUUACUUCUGGUAAUUUCUUUAUCAUUUCUCGAUAGUUUUAGCAACACAAAUGUUUUCAGAAUGAUCCGUUUCAAAUGAUUUUCGAACAAAUGUUAACUUUCAUCUGAACAAAUACUUCUCCGUUACUAUGUUAUCUUCUUACUUAACUAUUUUUUUUAUUUAAUAUGCUACAUUAAAAAUUUUGAUAGAGGUUAGAUUCUUGCAUGACUUACAGUGCUUUAAAAUGCGCUUGACUUUACACCUGAGGGGCCAUGAAGUCAUAUCACCUGUUUGUUGUAUUUACGAGUGGAAUCACAAGCAUCAGUUAAAGAAAGCGCAAGUGUCCAAGAUGUAAUGAGCUUGUAUUUUACGGAUACGUAAUGUUAAUUACGGUCGAGUUUAUUAUACGGAACACUCACGGGACGUGUGUUAUCUAUUUCUUUUCUCUCUCGGUCAAGCGCAAUUCUCUUCAGGAAAUCUGUAAUGUGUUGAGCUGUUUCCAGGUCCAGGUCAAUCCAGGUCAACUCACUGCGAGUCUUAUAGUGAAAAAAAAGAAGCAGUAGCUCGGUCUCAGUAUUAUCAGAGAUGAUCACAAAUUACAUUCGGAUCUAACAAAGCUUUAAAUGUCAAUAAAUACCUCAGUCCUUGUAUUUCCUCGGCUCUGUACUUGAUGCCUGACAAUGAGAUAAUCAAUCUGCUGAAAUACCUUGAAAACUAAACAGUUAAAAUAGAAACUUAGCAUUAGUUGCGGAACAGUCAUACAGGUUGAUUUAAUGGCUUUCCUACCACAUGUAUAUUUUAGGUGGUUUUAUACAGCAUUAAUACUUCUACGCAAUAUAAGAAUUUGUUUUCUGUGAUUAUUUCAGCACUCAUGCAGAAUCAGUUUCUGAAACCUCAAUUACUUGAACCCAUUUCACUGACUGUGACAAAUUUCUUCGCAUUGAUGACUCGCAGACUAAUUGAUUGGAUGGCUAGUCGGUUGUUGAAGAAAUGUAUGGCAAGGCCGUGUACGGUUAUCGACGCUCGACAAAUUGAAUCCUAUGGUUGUUGAAGAAAUGUAUGGUAAGGCCGUGUACGGUUAUCGACACACAAUAAAUUCAGACUUGAAUGAUAUGGUUGUUGAAGAAAUGUAUGGCAAGGCCGUGUACGGUUACCGACACACGACAAUUUGAAUCCUAUGGUUGUUGAAGAAAUGUAUGGCAAGGCCGUGUCGGUUAUCGACGCACGACAAUUUGAAUCCUAUGGUUGUUGAAGAAAUGUAUGGUAAGGCCGUGUACGGUUAUCGACACACGACAAAUUCAGACUUGAAUCCUAUGGUUAAACUUGACACUUUGGAAUUGGACUCGGUCUCAGACUAGGUUAGUGAGGAGUAAGACUAAGCAUUUGCCCAGGCACAGGAAGUUGUGGACUCCACCACAACACUGCCAUGAGUGACAAUGACCGAACAUUAUUUAAGUAGAAAACGUCUAUGUAAAAACAUUAUUUGAUUGAACCGCGUUUCUUUUUUAUUUAAAAAAAAAAACUUUUUUUCGAAAGCAGUUAUUCGUUAUCGAAGAAAAAAUUUUCUAGCAUCCGCUAAACAUUAACAGACCAGACCAAAGUGAAGAAUCAAGCGGCCAUUGAGCCAUUUAAAAUAAGUUUAUGCUGAGAAUCAGGUUUUUAAAAGGACACCACAAGCCACUUCAUUAACAUGCGGAUGAUGGUAUCAAAUACUCAUGAAUGAGUAAACCCCUCUUUAAGCGUUACGUAAGUCCAGGCUCUUGUCCUACGUCUGAGGAGAGCAUACCACAACAACUAGUUUUUCUCGGUUAAGUUUGGUCUGUUUGGUCUGACAACUCUCAGCUUUGCUGGACUUGGAUCAUAUGGGAGAUAUGGCGAUUAUAUAUUUUGAACUACAUUUGACAGCAUACUAGGUCUAAAUGUCAUGACACCUGAAGGCCAAAGGACGCUUAUUUUUGAAUUUACUUAACCCCAGCCAAAGCAACUGUCUGGAUGCAACUCACGUCUGGCCGAGUAAGUGACUGACAGAAAUCAGCUGAUAAGACGUAAACAAAUCUGAACGUGGACUACUUACUAUAGUGAAUGAAUCACACAUUCGUGCCAGGCAAGCAUCAGCUGUAUAUGAAUAAUAGGUAUUUGAGGAAUAAAGCUCGGUAUUAACUGGCCUCGUUAAUCCAGAUUAAUCGGUUAAAAUUAGUAAUCCCCUUUAUCCGGCUGCGUGAGGGUUUCAUUUGCAACUGGUAGAGAUUUAAAAGUCUAAUAUUAAGGGAAGUUGAAUCAGUGCAUAAAAUAGGAAUCCAGGAUUAAUACUGUGGAAAUGUGUUAGUUAUCUGAGAAAAGGAAUUAAAAGGAUCACACACACACAUACACACAUAUACACACACACACACACACACACACACACACACACACACACACACAUAUAUAUAUAU